This is a messenger RNA of Rhipicephalus sanguineus (brown dog tick), 1561 nucleotides long. Its product is annotated as zinc finger protein ZFP2-like. Gene Ontology annotation, molecular function: DNA-binding transcription factor activity, RNA polymerase II-specific; RNA polymerase II cis-regulatory region sequence-specific DNA binding. The transcript is spliced from 6 exons. The record is from RefSeq and is a predicted model, not a curated record. Gene Ontology annotation, cellular component: transcription regulator complex; PcG protein complex. NCBI's taxonomy places the organism in Eukaryota, Metazoa, Arthropoda, Arachnida, Ixodida, Ixodidae. The coding region runs from base 1 to 1551 and encodes 516 amino acids. Gene Ontology annotation, biological process: regulation of transcription by RNA polymerase II.
AUGGACAGCACCGGUGCGUCUCUCACACCAUCAAGUGCAAGUCAGGAGAGCCUCGUGCAAGGACCAGGCACUUCAGGAAACAGCGCAAGGAUUGGUACUGCCUCCACACAAACGGGAAAGCACGAAGAUAUCAACGGUGUCUACGGCCACGUAAACCACGGCAUGAAAACAUCAGGGGAACGAAGCCACAAGUGCGAAAUAUGCGGUAAUUUAUUUAAACAGAAGCAGCAUCUCGCGACACAUCGCCGUGUGCAUACGGGCGACAAGCCUUAUCAUUGCGGCAUAUGUGGUAAAUCAUUUGUACAGAAAGGUCAUCUCAACGUACAUCGCCGCACUCACACAGGCGAGAAGCCCUACCAUUGCAGCAUAUGUGGUAAAUCAUUUUCAGCAUCGGGAAAUCUCGCUGUACAUCGCCGCACUCACACAGGCGAGAAGCCCUUCAAGUGCACGACAUGCACAAAGUCCUUCGCACAUCAAGGGCAUCUUCGUGUACAUGAACGUACUCAUACGGGCGAGAGGCCUUAUAAAUGCAAGAUGUGUGAGUAUUCAUCAACCACAUCGUCAGAUCUUAAAAGGCAUCAACGCACGCACAGAAACAAGAAGACGUGUACCACCACUUUGGUUCCCUUUAGCAGUAUUCCGUUGACCACAGUAAGCUCUGCUGUGAAGGACUUUAGCUACUGGAGAAUGAAGAUGAAUUACAAUCCGGAUGCACCGCUUGCUGGAUUCCGAUGGGCAACACCGGUGCGUCUCUCUCACAGCCGAGUGCAAGCCAGGAGAGCGUGGUGCAAGAACCAGGCAUUCCAGGAAACAACGCAAGAUGUGUACGAUAACGGAAGCGCUGGUGUUCAGUCUCCGACCUCCAUCAGAAGAGACUGGGAUACAGUGGCCGAUAAAAGCCGCGCAGCCAUCGUGCAGCCGUCAGCCACACCGGAAAACAACUCGAGGAUUGGUACUGGCUCCACACAAACGGCAAAGCACAAAGAUAUCAGCGGCGUCUACAGCCACGUCAACCACGGCAUCAAAACAUCAGGGGAACGAAGCCACAAGUGGGAAACAUGCCGCAAUUCAUUUAAAAGGAAGGGUCAUCUCGCGACACAUGGCCGCGCGCAUGGAGGCCAGACGCCCUGUCAUUGCAGCAUAUGUGGUAAAUCAUUUGUACGGAAGGCUCAUCUCGAUAUACAUCGCCGCACUCACACAGGCGAGAAGCCCUAUCAUUGCGACAUAUGUGAUCAAUCAUUUUCAACAAAGGGUAAUCUCGAUGCACAUCGCCGCACUCACACAGGCGAGAGGCCUUAUCAUUGCGACAUAUGUGAUAAAUCAUUUUCAAUAAAGUCUAAUCUCAAUGUACAUCAACGCACGCAUAGAGGCGAGAAGCCCUUCAAGUGCACGGUAUGCACAAAGUCCUUCACACAGCAAGGAAAUCUUCGUGUACAUGAACGUACUCAUACGGGCGAGAGGCCUUAUAAAUGCAAGAUGUGUGAGCAUUCAUCAACCACAUCGUCACAUCUUAAAAAGCAUCAACGAACACACAGAAACAAGAAGCCUUGAGCCUGCCGAA